Messenger RNA from Talaromyces proteolyticus, 675 nucleotides. RefSeq lists its product as uncharacterized. The record is from RefSeq and is a predicted model, not a curated record. NCBI's taxonomy places the organism in Eukaryota, Fungi, Ascomycota, Eurotiomycetes, Eurotiales, Trichocomaceae. The transcript has 2 exons. The coding region runs from base 64 to 675 and encodes 203 amino acids.
CUCGAAGCGAACAAAGUUGAAGUAAAUUAUUGGUCGCACCAGCUCUAGAGCACAUGUCUCCAAAUGGCCUCAUCAAAUAUCGCUGAAUCACCGGGAAAUGUCUUCUUCCCACAAAGCCCUCCCAUGCGUAAACCCGCACUUUCAUUUCUAUAUCGUCUCGAAUGCGACAUUGUCGAAGAGGAGAUCGACAUCGGCGCGCCGCAUGGUACUGGGAUAAUUCGAAGCAUCGCAAACAUUGAGAGUGGCACACUUAAAGGACCUGAAAUUGAGGCUUCAGUGUUGCCUCUUGGCGGUGCGGACUGGGCGACGGUGAUUCAGGGAACGCAUUCUAUGAUGCUCGAUGCUCGUUACACUGCAAAGACAAACGAUGGCCACUACCUCUACAUUCGCGCUCACGGCUUGUAUCGACCCGGGCCAGGAACUGAGUAUGCGAAGCAAGUGGCGCAGGAUCCCACCAUACGACCAAAGCACACCGUCACUCAAGACGACGUGGAGUUUUUCUCACAUUUGCGUAUUGAGACAGGACCGGGAAAGUACAAUUGGUUGAAUGGAUUGGUGUGCAUAGGAGUUAUGACCUGCGUCGGGACGAGGAUUUUGAUCGAUGCUUAUUAUCUGACCAAUUUCGAAGGGGUGAAGCCGGAAGAUGUAAUGGCUCAGAGCAUGUAUCAAGGUUGA